Messenger RNA from Stylophora pistillata, 976 nucleotides. RefSeq lists its product as uncharacterized. Lineage: Eukaryota; Metazoa; Cnidaria; Anthozoa; Scleractinia; Pocilloporidae. The record is from RefSeq and is a predicted model, not a curated record.
AAAAACAAAAAAAAAAAAGGUAAAAUCGCAUUCCAAGCGAUACUUAUGUAGUUUAUCCCCCUCUGCAAUGAAUCAAACCCUUCAGUUGCAGAUAAAUAAAAUGUUUAAUCUCGGAUCAUCCGGUGCAGCAGUGGCAAAAGUUCCUCUUUGUUUCAAAGGUCACGUCCAGAGCAGUUUCCUACUACCGCUCGUAGGAUAUAAAAAACAAAAAUCAAAAACAAAGUCAGUUGCCCUCAACACACCAAAGCUUUCGCACUGUGGAACGUUGAGCGUAAAAAAAUGGACUUAAAACUUGCGAAUUUUGCAGUGUUUUUGAUGGUUUUGGCGUGCGUGGAAUCAAGAUCAGCCGUUCGAAGCCUAAGCUCAGAUUAUCGUAGAAAGAAUUGCAGCGGAGGAGGAAACCUUAUUAAGAUUCAUACUGAAAAGUGUGCAACAUUUUCGGGAAAACGGCAAUGCGAAGCAAAAUGUGAUGGCUCACGCACUUCAGACCUUACGACAAGAAUAACAAUCGAGACCGUGGGAGGAAGGAAGCGCAUUCAAUUCACUGCAAACGAAAACGGAACUCAAUACCUAUAUGCCUUAAAGGUCGUCAACGGGACCAAUGGUGUUUUUGAGGAAAGUGGUUGCCAAGGAUCAAUCGAGGACAGCUUCCUCUUUGAAGAGGCAGUUAUAAGGAUUGGACAGCGAAAGUUGAAACGAUUUGUGUAUAAAAAACACAAUACAAUGUGUCUAUCUAGUGAUUGUGACGGAAAUCUUUCUCUAAUAAGUACAACAAACAACACUAGCGAGAUGUGUUGGUUUCUUAAGCUUAAAUAAGUAACAGAGCAGUUAAAGCUGAUAGUAAUUACCGCAACCUGUUUUGAAUUUUACAUCUGUCCAGCCAUUAUAUCGCGACGAUAACAAAAUAAAUUAGAGUACAUGUAAUGUGUAGAGGAUUUUAAACGAAGCCAGUAAAUUUUAUCAGUUCUUCUUAUUA